Yarrowia lipolytica CLIB122 is the source of this 1290-nucleotide messenger RNA. RefSeq lists its product as uncharacterized. Lineage: Eukaryota; Fungi; Ascomycota; Dipodascomycetes; Dipodascales. Gene Ontology annotation, molecular function: sphingosine N-acyltransferase activity. Gene Ontology annotation, cellular component: membrane. The record is from RefSeq and is a predicted model, not a curated record. Gene Ontology annotation, biological process: ceramide biosynthetic process.
AUGUCACAGCCAUCUUCUCCAUCUCAACCCACACGCAGACGAUCGUCCAUGGGCACCAUUGCGCUAGGAGACAACUCGGGCCCGGCCCUGGCCACCAUGCCCGAAAACGUGCAGCAAGCCCGGGCCUCCAAGGCCCGUCAACGAGCCAUUUCCAACACGUCGUUGGACGACCGAAAGGCCCCUGCCGGAACCUCCUCUUCGGCCGUUGUCGACCAAGAUGACAAGCCACUCGGUCCCCUGGCCUACCUGUGGACCUCGUAUCGAGAGUAUUCGUACCAGAACACCUGGCUCAACCCUCUGCUGACCAUGCUGGUGGUGGUGGGAGCUUACUACGCCCAGGGCAACCCCGGACCGCAAAACCCGCUGCAUCGAUUCAUCUUCCCCUCCUACAAGCUGGCGCCCCACACGGAGCUCAAUCCCACCGACGACUACAUGUACGGCAAGGGCAAACGGGACUUCACCUUUGUGGGUUUCUACAUGAUCUUCUUCACCUUUUUCCGAGAGUUUGUGAUGCAAAUGUUCCUCAAGCCGUUUGCAACCUUCUGCGGCGUCACCAAGAAGGGCAAGGUCAACCGGUUCAUGGAACAGACCUACUCCAUCAUUUACUACUCGCUGGCGGGCUCCUUUGGCCUCUACAUCAUGUACCAGACUCCCAUCUGGUUCUUCAACACCACCGCCUUUUACGAGAACUUUCCCCACAAGACCCACAUUGCCAUGUUCAAGGUCUACUACCUGCUGCAGGCUGCCUUCUGGGGCCAGCAGAGCGUGAUUCUGUGCAUGCAGCUGGAGAAGCCCCGAAAGGACUUCAAGGAGCUCGUGUUCCACCACAUUGUCACCAUUGCUCUCAUCUGGUGCUCGUACCGAUUCCACUUCACCUGGAUGGGUCUGUGUGUCUACGUGACCAUGGACGUGUCUGACGUGUUCCUUGCCGUCUCCAAGACCCUCAACUACGUGGAUCAUGCCAUCACCGGUCCCUUCUUCUUGGUCUUCAUGGGCGUCUGGGUCUACACCCGUCACUACCUCAACCUCAAGAUCCUCUACUCCAUUCUCACCGAGUUUGCCACCGUCGGUCCCUUUGAGCUCAACUGGGUCACCCAGCAGUACAAGUGCACGCUGUCGCAGCGAAUCACCUUCUGUCUUCUGGCGGCUCUGCAGCUUGUCAACGCCUACUGGUGCUUUUUGAUCUUCCGAAUCGCCUACCGGUUCAUUUUCCACGACAUCCAGAAGGACGAGCGGUCCGACGAUGAGGACGAGGACGAGGACGAGGAUGAGUCCAAGAAGGAUAAAUAA